This is a messenger RNA of Scleropages formosus (Asian bonytongue), 3998 nucleotides long. RefSeq names its product spire-type actin nucleation factor 2 (gene spire2). The transcript is spliced from 15 exons. The record is from RefSeq and is a predicted model, not a curated record. Gene Ontology annotation, molecular function: actin binding; microtubule binding. The coding region runs from base 259 to 2550 and encodes 763 amino acids. Lineage: Eukaryota; Metazoa; Chordata; Actinopteri; Osteoglossiformes; Osteoglossidae. Gene Ontology annotation, cellular component: cytoplasmic vesicle membrane; cell cortex. Gene Ontology annotation, biological process: establishment of meiotic spindle localization; actin nucleation; actin filament polymerization.
CCGAGACGGCCGCGCAUCAGAGAUCGCCUUCAUUUGCGACCAUGGAAACCGGCAGCUGCCGCAGUCGCGCUCGUGCGGCGUUGUGAAAAAACUCCGGGCGAAGGGAUCGCGCACUCCGUGUCGCCCAGCGUUUUCUUAUCGCGCGCGCGCGCGCGCACACACACACACACACACAUAGACAGAUUCACCGGCACACACACCAUGGCCCCGGGGCUCCGAUCGCCCUGAGGGAAUGGCAGCGCCGCCGAUACCGCAGCCAUGGCCAGAUCAGCACACGUCGGCGCCGGGGACGAGGACUCCAGGGUGUCGGCACCGCAGGAGCGGCCCGAGGUUCGAGAGCUGGCCGACGCGCGGGAACUGUCUCUGGAGGAGGUGCUGAAGUCCUACGAGCAGCCCAUCAACGAAGAGCAGGCGUGGGCCGUGUGUUACCAGUGCUGCAGCGGGCUCCGCGAACCUCCGGCGUGGGCCAGCGUGAGGGGGGCGAGCCGAGUCCGGGACCCGUCCUCCAUCCUGCUGCACAGGGACGGAACCGUGUCCCUGCAGCUCGAACCCUGCUGCGACAGCCGCGAUGGCAGCAAACCCCCCCUCAAGACUACGCCACAGCGCCAGCUGGUCCAGUCCUUGGGUGUGGCUAUUUACCGUGCUCUCGACUGGGGACUGGAUGACAGCGAGGAGCGGGAGCUGAGCCCACAGCUGGAGCGUCUCAUUGAGCGCAUGAUCGGAGGGGAUGAUGACGGCAACUCAGGGGCUGGUGGUGGGGCCGGUGGCAUGGCCGAUGAGGGUUAUAGUGGUCAGGAGGAGGAGGACUGGGAGGAAGAGGAAGAGGAUGGGACGCUGCGCCCGGUGUGCUUUUUUCGCCAUGUGAUGGCACUGUGCGCUUCACGCCUGGCGAGCCCCAGCCUGGCCCCGGAGCACUACCCAGCGGUGUGUCGCGCCCUCUUCUUGGAGACGCUGGAGCUGCAAACCUUCCUCGUCAGGAUUCGAGAUGCCAAAGAGAUGCUGAAGAAAAUUCGAACCGAGGAACCAGAGGAGGAUCGCUCCGGGGCAGAGCUCGAUGCACUCAAACACAGGGACUGGGCACGCCUUUGGGUGCAGCUCAUGAAGGAGCUCCGGCAGGGGGUGAAACUGAAGAAGGUUCAGGAGCAACAGUUCGACCCACUACCCACUGAGUUUCGCCUCACUCCAUUUGAGAUGCUGAUGCAGGACAUCCGGGCCCGCAAGUACCAGCUGCGCAAGGUCAUGGUUGAUGGUGACAUCCCCACACGAGUGAAAAGGGACGCACAUGAACUCAUUCUUGACUUUAUCAGGUCUCGACCUCCGCUGAAGCCUGUGUCAGAGCGAAGUUUGCCACCUCCUCCACAAGAGCAGCAGUCCCUUCAUGAAAAGAUACUAGCUGAGAUCAAGCAGGAGCGCAAACUGAAGCCAGUGGACACCCCCGCUCCUAGGAGGCCGUUCGGCUCUUUGCCUUGCCUGCUCCACGCCUGUCCUCAUGAUGUGAAAUCCACCUCCUGCAUCGAUCUCUCGGUAACCGAUGCUGGGACCCGCCCCCUCCCUCGCCCACGUGUGCUGCUCAAAGCCCCCACCCUGGCAGAGAUGGAGGAGAUGAAUAUUUUUGAGGAUGAGGAGUCUCCAGGCAGCGGGGAGCUCCGCAGGACCGAAAGUUCGCCCACGCCUCUAAAGCGGGACCGCUCCUUCUCCGAACACGACCUGGCCUGUCUCCGGGAUGGCGGGAUGCUUCCCUCGCUCUCCGACUCCACCCAGCUGGGGGGGACAGUGGUCCUGAGGGCGGAGCGACCGAGGGCACGCACCCUGGGAGGAGCGGGUGCGCCCCCAGUGCACCGAGCCUCGUUCCCAGUGCAAGGAUGGCGACCUCCCUCCCCGGGGCCUUUCUCCCCGGCCCGAAGUUCACUUAGCUCUGUAGAUGAGAGGAUGGAGGGGGCGGAGAGUACAUCACCAACGCAAGAAGACCACAAGCCUCAGUGGAUGGAGGAGUUCAGUCACCCUGUGGAAAGCCUGGCUCUGACAGUGGAUGAAGUCAUCAACGUGCGUAGGGUACUGGUAAAGGCCGAAAUGGAGAAGUUCCUACCGAAUAAAGAUCUCUACAGUAACCUUCGGAAGGGCAAGGUUUGCUGCUGCUGUAAAGUUAAAUUUCCUCUCUUCUCUUGGCCAUCCACGUGUCUUCUGUGUAAAAGGUCUGUCUGUGGAUCCUGCAGUGCCAAGAUGAAGAUUCCCUCCAAGAAGAUGGCACACAUUCCAGUGUACACGGUGGGGUUCGAGAGCAGUCUCAGCGGUCACUCAAGAAAAAGUGAAGUCUUCAAGUCGCUGCGGAGCCUCUCACGUCACUCUGUGGAGGAGGAGUUUCCCCACCUCUACGCCCAUGGCUGCAGCCUACGUGAUGUCUGCUCCGAAUGCACCAAGUUCGUGGCAGACGUCAUCUCCUCCAGUCGCCGUAGCCUGGACAUACACAACAACACGCCCAAAAAGGAGAGGGCCAUGCCUACGCCACGUCCAUACACUUACCCGCACGUCACAGGAAGAAAUUGCAAGUAAGGGGGAAAUCUUGAGACAAUAACCCAUACCUAUGGUUUGCCCCCCACCCGAUCACAACAACACCCCACAUCCUUCCCAGCAGGACUGCUUGGGUGAUCCUGCUUCUACCCCUAUCCCAGAAGAGCAAGGGAGGAGGGUAUGACCCAAGGAAACCCCAGGGUGCAUUUAAAACAUGCAAUGUUAUGAACAUGCUACUGCUGAACAGACCGUUUGCUUAAAAUGAACUGCGGCAUUCAGCAUUUUUUGCACUACAGGCAAAUCAGUGGGUGUGUCUAGAUGCAGAAGGGAAUUGGUACCCGUAGGGUGGCCAUUUGCGUGAUGAGGGUCUCUGCUACUUAUUUUAGCCUGCCAGAUUACAGGAUGUCAGGAUAAAAAAAACGUAUGCUUCAGUGACAUGGCCUCUGGAUUUGUCUGUAAUUUGCACUCGGUUCAUUAUCUGUGAAAUGUAAAUGGUCAAUAAAUGUAUAUAAGAUGUGAUAUGAGAUAUCACUGCUGCAUUGCAGUUUAACACAAAGAACAUAAUCGUAUACCCUGUAGAGAAACAUGUAUUUUCAUUAGAGUGCAGCCCUCUUUGCCAUAUGGUUAAAAGGAUUCUAUUUGCAUUAUGUAAGUAUUUAAAAAGAAGUUUCGAAUGCUGAACACACCCUAGGGGUUCAUCGCUGCUGACUGCAGACCUAAGACCGACAGAAGGACAAGAGAGGAAGGGGAGGAAAAAGUUUUCUCCCUACGUUUGUCAUGCUUUUGUCAUGAAUGUAGCUUUCUUCAAGAACCAAAAACCUAAAAUCUGUAAAACGCCUCUCCUGCAGAGACUUCCCGUUGUUCCACAGCAAAAGCACAAGCUGCUGUCACGGCAUAAUGCACUGCUACUAUGGAAACCACAAGGGAGUUUCACAAACAGGAAGUGAGUGCUGGGAGUGGGGAGGAUGCCAGGAUGGGUUUCAGAAACAAGCGCUUCUGCUGCACAGAAGCUGUCACUACACCUCCUCUGACCUCCUGCACACUCCUCCCACACAUCCUGUCAUAUCAUCACUGCAGCUGUGGACAGAGACCGGAGGCCGCUGGGCAGCCAAGGCCGCAUGCAGGGAAGCUGCAACCGAGGAGAACCGUGCCUGGGGUCAUGGCAGUGACGGCAAUGGGAGCACCCCAGCGUGUUCCUCUGCCCUUCACGCUCUUGCCAUUGUUUCCACAAGGAUUUGCUUUACACGGCAGAUCUGCGGUGGACACAGUGAGCUGUAUGAAUGUUUCGCUCACGGCUGUGGCAUGUGGUGGUACUGCUUUCUUGAAUAUUUCUAUGGCCCAGGGAACUGACUUAUGCGUCGUCUAGUAUCCAACUCCGAGCAAGACGGAGCGCUCAGUGGUCCUAGAGUCAUCCAGGGUGCCUGCAUGGGGGGUCACCUGCUGUCUGCCAUCCCUUGUGGGGUCUCAUUUCACUGUUAACACUCAGUAAA